GGGUUCUCCACCGUGAACACGCAAACUCAUAUCCGCAACUUUCAGAAAAUGCAUCAACCUCAUUUGUAAAAGGAAGUUUAUUUUAUCGCGUGAAAAGGAAGUCUUCGUCAUGUCUUUGUGGAGUAGCCCUGAACCUUUUCCGACGCAAACCCCAGAAACGACAACACCUGUUGACAAAGACGAGUAUGAAUAUUACUGUAACGAGACGGUAUUUAAAAACGACAUUGUCAGCUCCUACUCACACUGGUUCCUCAUACCAUCGGUGUUAAUCUUGCUGUUAUUAGCGUUUCUUGAGAAAAGACAAUCGGUCAAGUUGGAAUUUCUUGGUGGACGCCCUGGACUUCCAAGGCCAUUUAGUUUUCUGGAUGAGCCCAGAAACAAAUGGGGCAUAUUGUUUGCCUUUGGGUCAGCAACAGCCAACCUGCUACAAGUUCUAUUUCAGACGUUUAGUGCGAACUUUCCAGUGUGGGCAAAAAUUUUUUUGGUGUACAUUCUAAGCCUGGAAACGAGCCUUAUCUGUUACCCGUUGUUUGCCUGUAUGUCAUCUCGUUACACACUGGUCGGCGCCAUAACCGGAAUUCUCUAUUCAACGGGAUGGCUAUCUUUCCAUCUGUUUCGACUUGUGCAUGAGGCAAGAUGUUAUGCCAAAUACAAUAUGGAAUCUGUGGACGUAGCAGGCGCAUCUAUUGCGAUGAAACUUCCUGUCGUUCUGUUCAGUCUUUUUGUUGUCAUCAAGUUUGUCGGGAAGCUCACCAAGUGUCUUAGACAGAAGAAAUAUUCGAGGAGUAGAUCUGAGGAGGUAGGAAACAAAUUGUGCACAAGUUCUGAUCUGCUGUAUGUAAAGACACUGUUCAAUGCAACAGGGUAUACAGAAACUGAAGAGGAUUUGAAGACAAUGCCUUGUUGGACUAGAUUGUUCCGGAAGUUUGUUAAACCGGUCCAUGGUUUCAAAUUCCCCAUUGCCAUGCUCAUCACAACAUUCCUCUCAUGUAUUUUUAUAUACUGGACGACCAUAAACCUUGUAACUGUGUUUGAUUUUAUAUCACACAAAUACGGGCUGCUUACAGUGGCAAACGUGUUUGCCUGCCUGACCACCAUACCCUGUGGCCUAAGAAAUGUCUACCUUGUUCUCAUGAGUUACAGGCGGGAUAUGCUGCGCCUGUACAGGGGUGACAGGAGUUUCAUCCCAGCUUCAUUGAGGAAUUGCCCUCCAAACAUUUACAUGGCCCAGGGAAUGAGAUUUAUUGGAAACUCAAUCGUUGGAUCAUUUUGGGGGUCAGUAUUUGUGUAUGUUGUGGUAUACGUGCCAGUUGCCUUGAUGCUUCUGACGUUAAAAUAUUUGGAUGACAAAGACAAACUCCAUUUACUUUGGCCCCGUUUCGAGUGGUUGAUUUACCCAGCCUGUACCAUUCUAAUCUUCAAAAUACAGAUGAUUCUAGUGGCCAAGUUUUUCAUGCAGCCAAAACUUGAGGAAAGAGACAAGUACAAACCAUUGGCCGUUAAUAACAGAACAGUGUACGAUGUCUUCAGUUUCUUCAUGUUGUUUCUCAAUGCAAGCAUCGGUCUUGUUCAGUACCUGAAGCGAAUCUUGUUCAGUGCUGUUCUCGGCGUUUUCCUGAUCCCUCGAAUGGAUCGAAGCCUUUACAUGCGGGGGUAUGAGACCAUGGAUAAAUGCUACACCAACUACAUAGGUAUGAUCCUAGUCGAUGUCGCCCACAAUCAUCCGGUCAUGCGAGUAUUUUGUCAUGUACUCAGUGAUGCUAUGGAAAGGACACGCAAGAGGGCCACGGCCACCACAGAAUACCAAGAAUACCCACCUUAUGCAGAUGUCCGGCCAGAACAACAGGACAAAGAACUGAGCAUUGCUAAAAGAAGAUGGCUUCUAGCCUUUACUCUCGUUAGAAAUCCAGACUUACAGCAGCUACGAGUUCACGGCACGCAUAAUAUCAAGGAUGAUAACUCAGUGUAUGUCGAUGUUAGCGAUAUUGCUGUUGUGGAUGCAGAAAAAUGUUCUGGAAUCAGUGACAACAUGGUCAUGGACACUUGGGGUUGUGUUUGUCGUUUUUGUAAGAAUUAUAAAUUUACGAUCCCACCAAAUAUUACCACUAACAUUAUGGUAGGCAUUGUAUUAUUUGCCAUACUGAUAAUCUAUUUUGGACUUCCGUUGAUUAUUACAUUAUAUUAAAUCCAGCGUAAGAAAACGAUCUUGUUGGGAAUCAUAAUAUUGACCUCUAUUUAGUUGUAUUUUGUGUUGAAAUAGUUGCAUAAAUUUUCUUAUUAAGUCAAUGCCGGAAAGGGCAUGAAAACUAUUCGAAGAAAUCCUUUUUUGUCAGCAAUUAAUUUGUCACAUCUUAAUGUGUUGCCAUCGUUUUUUAUACACAAGAAAGGCUGACCUAGAGAGUUACUAUUCUUUGUUGUUGUUGUUGAUUUCUCAUAUACAAAUACAUGCUAUAUUUCCUAAAAAUUUCCAAGGGGAUUUUGUUCAGAAAGCUAUGGGAAUUCAAAAUAAGCAAAUUGGAUUUUAAAUGUGUCUGAAUAUUUGUCAAAUAGAAUAUUAUAAUCUCUCUGGCAUGCAUGUACAUGAGUUUAACAAAGUUGUAUAUGGUUGCAAUUUGGUAAAUUAAACAUAAUAAACAAUACUAGUUGUUUCGUUUAAUAAAUUAAAAAUUAUGUCACUUUUUAAAUUUUGCAAUCUUAAACUUGCAGUUCAAGGGCGUGUUACUUAACCAUUUCCUUUAUAUUCAGAAUGUUUGCAUUUAAAGUCUGUUAAGUUAUACUGUGUUUAAAAUCCAUUAUUAUUUAGCAAAAUCAUUUAUGAUAUGAAUCAAGAUCUGAAAAAGCUAUGCAGUUAUGUUACUUGUGUGCCAUACCAAUGUAAGUGUGAAUUUAUAUUUAAAUAAGGCAUUGUUUUAAUCGUAUUGUUGUUAAAAGCAAUUUGUUAUUGUGAUGACCUUGCCAUGUUUCAUACGACUUAUUAUGUACAUAUGUUACAGUGAUAAAAAUGUGUGUAGAAAGGCAAUUAAAUUUGAACAUUAAAACAGAACGUUGGCAUCACUUAUCCUCAAGAACAAAAAAGUAUUGUAUUUACAUUAACUACCUUAUUGGUAAUACAUACACACACAGCAUAUAUAUUCUGAAGGACAUAUAUACAUAAGAAUCAUUUUUAUAUAAUGAAUAAAGUCGCAAUACUAAAAUAAGGACACUUAACAAUUUUGAUUCAAAACGAGUGGUUUAACAUUUGAUAUGAAAACAUAAACAAAUAGAAAUGAAUUGUGUGCGCUUUAAAGUGACGUAUUAGGUAUUUAGAAGUCUACGUCAUCAAAUUUGUAUUGUAAAUACAAUAAGACUAAUGUGGUCAUUCAAAUGUGUUACACGUUUACAAAAUAAAUAAUGAAAACACACCAAGGCACGUUCUUAUCAAUGUAAGGGAACUUAUUCCGUAUUAGAAACAGUCAAUGUAAUUUUUAUAUUUUUAUCUUUUACUGUAUAGCAAUAUAACCAUAAAACAAAUUAGCUAACUACGAACUCCAAUAUUCUUUUGGCGUUGUUUUUUAUUAUCCUGUUUUACUUUUAUAAAAAACCCUUAAAAGCCAAUGUAUCUUUUGUGCUGACAUUAUUGAUUGUUUUGUUGUUGUAUAUUUUGGCUUUUAAGUUCAUACUUAUUACUUAUAUCUUUAAUGUACACAUGCUAUUAUUUUGCUGUUUCAGAUGUUCUUAUAUACUUUAUUCCAUAGCACUGGCCUCAAUUAUUGUAUGUUUUUGUGUUCGGUAUUGAGUAUUUGUGUACACAUUUUUCUCCAUAACUCCAUACGUAUUACUUUCACUGUUUACGUUUUCCGAUGUUGAUUCACAAUCCAUAAUAAAUCUUUUAACAUUU
Molecule: messenger RNA, 3877 nt
Organism: Mya arenaria
Lineage: Eukaryota; Metazoa; Mollusca; Bivalvia; Myida; Myidae
Product: stimulated by retinoic acid gene 6 protein-like
Exons: 18
Coding region: 110-2185 (691 amino acids)
Biological process (GO): vitamin A import into cell
Cellular component (GO): plasma membrane
Molecular function (GO): retinol transmembrane transporter activity; signaling receptor activity
Source: RefSeq, a predicted model, not a curated record